AUGGCACCUUCUAGGGGAAAGGCGGCGAUUGUCUCAGCUGCAGAUGAGGGCGACACUGCCGUUCAACAACAAUCCAACUCGGCACUAAUCUCCGCCAAACGAAACCUGAACUACCUCUUCUCGCCGACCGCAGCUGAAAAGCCUGCUCGAUUUCGAACGCGCGCACUGCUCCGCACAGUCCGUUACCUGGGUCAGUUCGUCAUAUGGCGGCUGGUUCGUUGGGCAAAGUAUGUCGCCGUUGGAGCCUUGGUGGCGGCAGUGGGAGCUACUGCAUUUGGUGGCAUGAUAUCUGGAGUGGCGUGGCUGGCUGCACCUCCGACAAUAGGAGCGAGCAUCCUUGCAGCGGGUGUCUGGGGAGUGGGCAGGUUUGCAGCGAGGAGGCUACAUAGGAGAUGGAAGAGCAGCGGAGGUGAUAUGGGCGAGGAAGUCAGGGAGCGGGUGAUGGAUCAAGAGGGAGGGAUCAGGCGAGAGGGCUCGUACGGGCUGGACGUUGGACCGAGAGCUGUUCCUUGGUGA
This is a messenger RNA of Fonsecaea erecta, 516 nucleotides long. RefSeq lists its product as hypothetical. Lineage: Eukaryota; Fungi; Ascomycota; Eurotiomycetes; Chaetothyriales; Herpotrichiellaceae. Bases 1 to 516 code for a protein of 171 amino acids. The record is from RefSeq and is a predicted model, not a curated record. The transcript has a single exon.